AGAAAAGCGAACCCAACCCGUCGGGGCCGCCGCUCCGGAUCCGCCGCCCGCCGCCCGCCGCCCGCCGGCCGCCUCCUCCCCCCCGGAUCGGGUGUACUGUCCCAACCCGAAAGUCCAGUUCUGCGGCCCGGCAGCGGCGAGCGAGCGCGAUGACACAGGAGUACGACAACAAACGACCAGUGCUUGUUCUUCAGAAUGAAGCCCUUUAUCCACAGCGACGCUCCUAUACCAGCGAGGAUGAGGCCUGGAAAUCGUUCCUGGAAAACCCUCUCACUGCAGCAACCAAAGCAAUGAUGAGCAUCAAUGGAGAUGAAGACAGCGCAGCAGCACUGGGCCUGCUCUAUGACUACUACAAGGUUCCCAGAGAGCGACGGUCAUCAGCAGCAAAGCCAGAGGGUGAACACCCAGAGCCAGAGCACAGCAAAAGAAACAGCAUACCGAAUGUGACCGAGCAGCCCCUCAUUUCUGCUGUAGAGAACAGGGUGCAAGUCCUGAAAAAUGUGCCCUUCAACAUUGUCCUUCCCCACAGCAACCAGCUGGGCAUUGAUAAAAGAGGCCACCUGACAGCUCCUGAUACAACAGUCACUGUUUCCAUAGCAACCAUGCCUACCCACUCCAUCAAGACAGAAAUCCAGCCACACGGCUUUACUGUGGGAAUCCCUCCAGCAGUAUACCAUCCUGAGCCCACCGAGCGUGUGGUGGUUUUCGACCGAAACCUCAGCACUGACCAGUUCGGCUCUGGGGCUCAGCCCCCCAAUGCUCAGCGGAGGACGCCAGACUCCACCUUCUCAGAGACCUUCAAGGAGGGCGUUCAGGAGGUUUUCUUCCCCUCGGACCUCAGUCUUCGGAUGCCGGGCAUGAAUUCAGAGGACUAUGUGUUUGACAGUGUUUCUGGGAACAACUUUGAAUAUACCCUAGAAGCUUCAAAGUCACUUCGGCAGAAGCCAGGGGACAGCACUAUGACGUACCUGAACAAAGGCCAGUUCUAUCCUGUCACCCUGAAGGAGGUGAGCAGCAACGAGGGGAUCCACCACCCCAUCAGCAAAGUUCGAAGUGUGAUCAUGGUGGUUUUUGCUGAAGACAAAAGCAGAGAAGAUCAGCUAAGGCAUUGGAAGUACUGGCACUCCCGGCAGCACACGGCCAAACAAAGGUGCAUUGACAUAGCCGACUAUAAAGAAAGCUUCAAUACCAUCAGUAACAUUGAAGAGAUUGCUUACAAUGCCAUUUCCUUCACCUGGGACAUUAAUGAUGAAGCAAAGGUGUUUAUCUCUGUGAACUGCUUAAGCACCGAUUUUUCUUCUCAGAAGGGUGUGAAGGGGUUGCCUCUUAACAUCCAAAUCGACACCUACAGCUACAACAACCGCAGCAACAAGCCUGUGCACCGGGCCUACUGCCAGAUAAAAGUCUUCUGUGACAAGGGAGCUGAGCGGAAAAUCAGGGAUGAAGAACGAAAGCAAAGCAAGAGAAAAGUUUCUGACGUUAAAGUACCACUGCUUCCCUCGCACAAACGAACGGACAUCACAGUAUUCAAGCCCUUCCUGGAUCUUGAUACCCAGCCUGUCCUCUUCAUUCCUGAUGUACACUUUGCCAAUCUGCAGCGGGGCGCUCAUGUUCUUUCCAUUGCCUCGGAAGAACUGGAGGGUGAAGGGUCUACCUUGAAAAGGGGGCCAUUCGGACCGGAAGAUGACUUUGUUGUCCCACCUCCUGCUAAACUGACUCGGAUAGAGGAACCAAAGAGAGUGCUGCUCUAUGUCCGAAAGGAGUCAGAAGAAGUCUUCGAUGCCCUGAUGCUCAAGACCCCAUCUCUGAAGGGCCUGAUGGAGGCGAUCUCAGACAAAUAUGAUGUCCCCCAUGACAAGAUUGGGAAAAUAUUCAAGAAGUGCAAAAAAGGGAUCCUGGUGAACAUGGAUGACAACAUUGUGAAGCAUUAUUCUAAUGAAGACACCUUCCAACUGCAGAUUGAAGACGUGGGCGGAUCGUACAAACUCACCCUGACAGAGAUCUAAGGCAUGGGGCCUUCAGCCCCCCAGGAGUGGGAGUUCCAUGAAAGUAUUCCACAGAUCUUAUUGUCAGCCAGCGAAGGAGCCCAGGUGCCCACUCUGCAGACACAGUGAUGUCAGGGAAAGGACUCCUUUCAUGCAGGAGAUGGAGCUGUGUGUAAUAUGUUGCAUUGGUGUUUUUCACAGGACAGAAUCCACCUAUCGAUGUGUUUGAAUUUCUAAUGUACUUAGGAAACUAAAAGUGAGAACUUUAUCCUGGGGUUUAGCAGACUCUGGGAACCUUUGGGCUUUCUGCUACAUUACUUCUCACAAUCUUGGGAGAUUGGCCUUGAGUCCAUGAUAGCGGUGGUCAGCUGGCUAGUGGGAGUCAGGAAGGCAGUAGGCUUGGCUUUGAGGGUUUUGUGUUCUUGCCUGACCUCAGUCUAACUUGAUUGCCUCAGGGAGUGCGCCCAGCCCCUGAGCAGUGAAGGGCUGAGCUCUCUCCCUCCACCUCUCAUCCCCCAAUAAUGUUUACUAUUAGGGCACGUUACUGGAACCUUCCCUUGCAAUUUCCUUGGACAUAUCAACUGCCUCUCUUAUGAAGAACUUAAAAUGGGUUAUAGUGUGAAAUUAGUUAAGUUAAAGCUGAAUUGUAUAUAAGUGCAAUAUCUUUUUGAAGGUCUGUCUGUAAAUGUGUACAUACGUGUCUGAUAUAAAUAUAUAAUAUAUAAAUACAGUAUCUGUGUACAGAUAGUGAAGGUAAACAGAAAGAUCUACCUUGAAAACUUCCCUAAAGAAGAGGUUAAGUUAUUUUUGAUAAUAUGGACCAAGCAGAUAGAAUAUUGUGUUUUCCCAAACACAAGCAUAGCCAGGCCAUCUUGAGUGACAGAAUCUGUCUGCUCUUGAGAAUGUCCUCGUGGUUUCUGCACUGUUUAGCAAGUGGAGUGAAAGGAGGACUCGACUGCAGUUGCUGCCUGUGGUGUAUACAAGUGUCAGCCAGCUGUGCCCAUGCAGAAUGAAAAACAGGGUCACAGCACACUACUGUCACCACUGUGAGCCAGGGAUGGAACCCAAAAUGGGCCUGAGAAGUGCUUUGACUUUACUGUGUUUUAGAGCAUCAAAGCUUUGAUGACCUUGUAUGUUACAAUACUAGAAAACACUCAUGAACUUAUAUUACUGUGGCAGGGGAGUGUUUUGUACACAUUUAAAUAUUUAAGAAAACUUUUAAAAUGUAAUUUUAUAGCAAAAACUGUAACAAAUAUAAUUGCGGGUCUCUUUUAGGUUCAGGGAACUAGAAUAGGUCAUUUGUAUAAGUAGGAUUGUUAGCUACAAUCUUAAGCUAAAAUAGCCUAAUGUAUGUGAACUAGAUUGCUGGUUUUCUAAGAUAUGGG
Molecule: messenger RNA, 3370 nt
Organism: Nannospalax galili (Upper Galilee mountains blind mole rat)
Lineage: Eukaryota; Metazoa; Chordata; Mammalia; Rodentia; Spalacidae
Gene: Grhl1
Product: grainyhead like transcription factor 1
Exons: 16
Coding region: 150-2006 (618 amino acids)
Biological process (GO): regulation of transcription by RNA polymerase II
Cellular component (GO): nucleus
Molecular function (GO): RNA polymerase II cis-regulatory region sequence-specific DNA binding; DNA-binding transcription activator activity, RNA polymerase II-specific
Source: RefSeq, a predicted model, not a curated record